AUGAACAUUGCGGCCCCAACCUUCAACGCGCUUAAUAAGCCUCAAAAGCGCGCUCUAAUCUUGCGAGAUCAACUCCGCUUCAUCGACCCGCAACAUCUAAAUGGGUUCCUAGAAGGAGUCAGUGAAGACGAGCCACCGACGUACACAAAAGUCAAUGGUGUCAUCCAACCUAAACUCACCCUGGUCACACUCAAGGCAGAAGCCACACACUUUGACCUUGGAAAUGUGUUGCUCCCUGAGGAAAAGAAUUCCAUCUAUCGGGUCCAUCUGGUGGUCAAUAAUGGCCAUAUAGAGAUGCGCGCCGAAGAUCCGCUUCCACAAGACGACGGCGCUCUUGACUCUGUACCCAUUCAUGGCUUCAUUGCUAAAGGCAUGGUGCCUUUGUUCAGGGACAAGUUCCAUGCUAUCUAUUCCCGAAUGAACAAGAUCAAUGAAGCUAGGCGGACAGCUUACAACAUGGCGAACCGGGCGCCAACGCCCGUUCACGAUGGAGAUACUCUCACAAGACUUGAUCCUCCCAAGCGUGAGCAAAGCCAGCCAGCUUCACAGUUAAAUCAGAGUAGGUCAUACCAGGUCAAGCAGCAUAUUUCCAACAAGCGCAAGCGCACAGGUCUUGACACCAUCCCCGAAGAUACAAAGAGCAGGAUAUUCGACACCAUUCCAAGCGACAUCAAAGUCAAUCUCUUUAACAGUAUCGUGGAAGCCGCCAUUCCAAACUUUGACAAUGUGAUGAUGGCAUCCUGGAAUGUCGUAUCCAUCUACUCCGCCUGCGAGAGCGACUUCCCCGACCUCCACCGGUCAAUUGUUACCUUGAAGAGCGUACUCCAGGAUUUCGACGAACCAUUCGGUAAACGCGUUGAUAGAGAGACCCCGAAGUACCGGCACGAUUUCUGCGGUUGUACACAGGGUGACGAAAAUGGAGGUAGUGAUGGGGACUGCACACCGGACAAGCAUAGACACGACGGUAGAACUCGCUCCAUCUCACACGCCCCUGUCAACAAUGAGAACGCUGGAGGAAUAGUACAUCAGCCAGGGAGUCUAAAUGUUGAUCAAAACAUCCCUAAGCAGAAGGACAUCGCCGCACCAAACGACGGCACUGAGCAAACCAGCGAUGAAGAAAAACCAAACACAUCAUCCCCCUUCCAACCACACCGCCCCGCAAAUUUGUCAGAUAGAGAAGCACGAGAAAUCACCCAAGACGCAACACAAACUUCUCACAUGAAUCCUCAUCCUGUUUCCACACCAGUCCCAUUCAGCCCCAAGUUCCCAUCCAGAAAAUGCAUCAACACCCGUUCUGCCACACCUAACAUCAGACUUCAGAAUUUUGGCACGCCAGUAUAUUCCCGCGAGGACUUGAAUAGCAGAGUUUCUCUGCCUGUGAACCAUUCAACUCGUUCCACGCCUGCGCCUAGACAGAGCACAUCGGGUACGGCGCCUGUGGCGAAUAUGGUGCCGAAUGGGCAGAAGAAGAAGGAUGAGAGGGAUGCGAGGGGCGAACAGUAG
This is a messenger RNA of Bipolaris zeicola 26-R-13, 1503 nucleotides long. RefSeq lists its product as uncharacterized. Bases 1 to 1503 code for a protein of 500 amino acids. Lineage: Eukaryota; Fungi; Ascomycota; Dothideomycetes; Pleosporales; Pleosporaceae. The transcript is spliced from 3 exons. The record is from RefSeq and is a predicted model, not a curated record.